This is a messenger RNA of Camellia sinensis, 2355 nucleotides long. Lineage: Eukaryota; Viridiplantae; Streptophyta; Magnoliopsida; Ericales; Theaceae. The record is from RefSeq and is a predicted model, not a curated record.
CUUUUGCGUAUCUUAGUUGAGUUGUAUUGUAACAGUUUGGUUAUGGGUUGGAAAUUGAUGUUUGAUUUGAAUGAUGAAAAUUUUGAUGGGAUAUGAUUUUAAUCUUUUCCAAUUGGUGUGAAAAACUAAAAAAUUCAUGGUUGUGGUUGCCACCACUGUUACGCUACAACCGUUAUACCCUGCAACCAUGUUAGCAACCAUGUCAGCACCACCGUUACCAUUACGGUUGCUGCCACCGCUAAAACCUUGGCCCAUAUCCUAACAGCUUGAGUUUUUAGGACAAUUCUUUGAUCCUUCUAUUCAAAGUUCUUUUCUGAGAAUUAUGCUUUUUGUGGUGCCACUACUUCUAUGCCAUGUCUGUCUGAAUGCUAAACUCUGAUAUCCACUGGCAUCUGUUUGUUUUUUUUUGCCUUAAAUUGCUGAUUUAGUAGAUGGAAAAUUUUGUAAAUUUAAAAUUAAGAAAAAGCUAUAGUUGCUGAUUUCUGUACUUCCAAUGCACCCACUAACCAUCACAUCCUUUAGAACAGCGUAGUGGCUGUUUACAAGUAUCAUCACAUCCUAUGCACAUUCAUUUCAUUCGUAUCACACACUUGUUUCUAGUAAGUACAAAAAGAUGAGCUAGUGUCUGCACUACUUUUAAUAUUUGUGGUGCACUCCGUGUUUUUUGAUACUCCUUCGGCAGUAAAAUGUGAAGUUAUGCAACCGCAGGGUUUAGCCAAGUGGCCAGUGUACCUCACUAAAAGGUCAUGAGUUUGACCCACCCGUCCCCUUCAAUGUACCAAAGAAAAUUCAUCAUCCCCAAAUGCUAGGGGUGGCUCGUGUGCCACUGCCUCUUGAUUUUCCGCAGGACGAGCCCAUAUAUGUUAAUGCGAAACAAUACCAUGCAAUUCUCAGGCGAAGACAAUACCGUGCCAAGCUUGAAGCUCAAAACAAAGUCUCAAAAGCUCGAAAGUCAAAAAGGCAUAAACAAGAUCUCUUAGCUGAAAUAGUUUCGGAGGAGCAACGUGGUAGGGAACUGUCUAAAAUUGUGACAGAAUUGCUUCCUAAUCCAAAGAGCUCUACAAUUGUGGAUAAACCAUCCCGGGCCUGAAAGAGGAGUAAUGACAGAAAUAAGGUGUCUAAAUGAUUGACUGAAGAAGCAGAGAAAUAUUUUGAGGGCUUCAUUUCAAAUGUUGAAGAUACAGAUAUUUCUUCAUUUGAUGGAGAAAGGAGUGAUGCAAGUUCGACUUUAGGAGUAACAAAGACUAGAGAUGCAGUGUCACAUUCUAGGGAAACAGAAACAAUUUAUAAUACAUCAGGAUCUAAUUCUCUUCCUGUUGAAAUGAAUGGUGUUAUUCUGCCUUGGUUGCAGUGGGAGACCGCUAAUGAUGGUUCCCCUCUUCCAUCGAAGAAUAAGAGAGAGCUUCCUGUGACUCCAAAAAGCAUCUUAUGGGAUGCGACUCAGUGGCCACGGAAGCUUUUCCGACAACCCUUUGUUGAACAGUGUUGUUGGACAUCUCCUGCAUUCGUCAAUUCUUGUGCCUUAUCAUGGAUGAGAAGUCUGAGAAGCUCCACCUUCUUGGACCUAGAAACCACUCCUCAACGUAGAGAGCUUCUGGGGGAUUGGAUGCAGUGGUUUUCCCCAGGAUUGGAUGCAGUGGUUUUCCUCAGGAUUGUUGUUUUCAGUUACUUUGGUAGCACUGGAGUUAGUGGUGCUAUACCUUCAACGUUUGCUGCUCUACGAAAUUUGCAGACAGUGUGGGCUUCGGACAAUGAACUCACUGGUAGCAUACCUGAAUUCAUUGGGAAUUGGUCAAAGCUUAAAAGCUUAGAUUUCAGGGAAACUCCUUUGGAGGUCCAAUACCCAACAUUUUCCAACUUAACCUUGAUGGAGGACUUGAGAAUAAGUGAUUUAUCUAAUGGAAGUUCUUCAUUGGCGUUUCUUAAGGAUAUGAAGUCUUUGAAUCUCUUAAUUCUGAGGAAUAACAAUAUUUCUGGAUCUAUCCCAUCCAACAUUGGAGAUAAUCAAAGAUUGUUACAACUGGAUUUUAGCUUCAACAAAUUAACUGGACAGAUUCCUGAUUCGCUGUUCAAUUUGAGCUCUCUUACUUGUGGAAGAAUCAAAGUUUGUGUUUGAAGCCAAGAUAAUUCAGAGAAUGGAGCUUCUGGUGCUAUCUACUUUUCAAUGGAAGAUGAAUCCUGUGACCCCACUUUCAUUUGUUGAUCACAUUGUGAGGAGGUUUGGAUUUAAGACAGAUUUGCAUUUGGAGUUUCUGUGGAGGUGUAUGGACAAUUGUUGAAUGUUUAUAAUUUAUGUAUAGACAAUUGUUGAAUGUUUAUAAUUUAUGGAUAUAGGUUUUUUUUGAUGUUUCAAAU